This is a messenger RNA of Anopheles stephensi (Asian malaria mosquito), 5143 nucleotides long. It is a transcript of the gene CenB1A, whose product is annotated as arf-GAP with coiled-coil, ANK repeat and PH domain-containing protein 2. Gene Ontology annotation, molecular function: protein binding; GTPase activator activity. Gene Ontology annotation, cellular component: cytoplasm. The record is from RefSeq and is a predicted model, not a curated record. Bases 1177 to 4062 code for a protein of 961 amino acids. The transcript is spliced from 5 exons. NCBI's taxonomy places the organism in Eukaryota, Metazoa, Arthropoda, Insecta, Diptera, Culicidae.
GCUAGCGCUCUUUCGCUUGCAACACCAGCGAGCCAGCUGUCAAACGAUCUCCCGUGUAGACGCACUUCUUCUUGUGUUUUUAAAACUUCGUUGCCUUGUGUGGACGUGAGGCAGUUCAGUUUUGUUUAAGCCCAUCUCCCGUGUGUGUCUGCCGUCAUCUCCUGGUUUUUCUAUUACCUGUGCCCUUCACUCGCCCAACAGAGGGGGCACUUCCUGUCCGUGAAGACCUUUCUAUUGCAUUGUUUUGUUUAGCUUUUGCCCAGCGCUUCAAUCGGUACUACAGCAAAGAACAAUUGUUGCGUGUGCGUGUGUUGUUGCUCGAUAGAGGGUGUGCCUGCCCCAUCGAUGGAAUUCCGCCAGUCUGUUGCAUCGAAUCUAUUCCUGUUAGUGUGAGGCGAUAGGCAUGUAUCCAAGCUUCAAUCACAAUGCGCUUCCAAUGAUGGUUUUAGACUUGCAGUCAAGAAGUGCAGUAAGAAGCAGCCUGUGAAGCACGUAGAGACGUGCACAAACAACAAAAAACAUACACCGGAACAAGGAACAGACACGCACUCAAGUUACAACAGCAAACAAAAAAAAACUUACACGCACACAUUUAUACAGCCUGUUAUCGCUUAUCGGUUUAUUGUGUUCCCUAGUGCGUGGACAUAGGGACUCCAUCUCUUUCGUGUCAAAGCGGGCUGCAGGCACUCGCGCUCCCGCAACGACGAUCGCCAGCCGAUCGGAACGAAACGACGACGACCGUGACACAGGGCGACCCAUCUACCCGGUGGGACGAGGUGCGUUGGUGAAACGGACGGGGAAAAAUCGGGAAACGGCUGGGCGAGAAAGUGGCACUGCAACUGGUCGUCGUGUAGCAGUGGUGUGUGUUUCUGUGUGUGAUUCAUCCCCUCCCCUCCCUCCCCCCCCUGCACGACGUUCGGCGUCAUUAUUUCCGGUUACGUUUUUCGCAACUUCGAAACUUCACUUUCACAUUAGCUUCGUGCGUCGUAUUUGCCACGCUCUGUCACCGUCUUGCCGCGCCUGGCCGCGAUAGUACCAACACCCCACCAUUCCACCUCAAAGGCAACGAUCAAUCACGUACAGCUUCCAUCAACUGCCGUUUGCCUUGCAUCGGAUGCGCUUUGUUUUUUUUUUGACGAUUUCACAAACGUGCACCAGUAGCUUCCGGAUUCAACGAUGGCACAGUGCAGGAUCGAUUUCGGCGAGUGUCUCAAGGAUUCGCCCAAGUUUAGGUUGCGGCUGGAGCAGGAAGAGGCGGAAAUUGAGCACCUUGAGUCACGGUUAGAGAAAAUCAUCAAGGCAUGCAGUGCGGCUGUCGACAGCGGCAAGGAGUACAUCCGGCACCAGAGCACGUUCGCUACCUCGCUGUGGGAUCUGCAGAAACACUUCCAGGACAGCAAAAACUCUACCAAUGCGCUCGCCCAGCUGAUACAGCUGCUGCAGGAGAUGAACAUGUUUCACACGACGCUGCUGGACCAGGCCAACCGGACGGUGCUGAAGAAUCUGUCCGGGUUUUUGAAGCGUGACAUCCGGGAGGUGAAGGAGUAUCGGCAAAUCUUUACCAAGGUGUCGGAGAAUCUGGAUGCGGCGGUUUACAAAAACUCGCAGGUCAGCCGUAACCGGCCGACCGAUGUACUCGAGGCGGAGAACGUGCUGUCCGCGUCCAAGUCCUGCUUUAACCAUACCGCGCUCGACUACGUCAACUACAUCACGCUGCUGCAAAACCGGAAGCGGCAUGAGAUAUUGGGCACGCUGCUAAGCUACCUCAAAGCGUGCAGCACCUACUUCCACCAGGGGUCGGAUCUGUGUGAGGAUUAUGGGACGUUCUUCAAGAGCCUGGACGACGAGAUCGGGCUGAUGCGCACCGAGUACGGUGUGCUGGACAAGCAGAUGCAAAACCGGCACACGUGCGUCAAUGACUCCCGGGCCGAUCAGCAGUCGGACGCAUCGGCCGAGUUGGCGGUUGGUGGUGCCGAGGGUGGAGAUGCCGCCGGUGCCGAUGACGGGUGGCGAAUGACGAGCGUGCCGAACUAUAUGGAAGGCUAUCUGUUUAAGCGUACCUCGAACGCGUUCAAAACGUGGAACCGGCGGUGGUUCUGCAUGCGCGACAAUCAGCUCUUCUACCGCAAGCGUACCGGCGAGGAGCUGCCGACGGUGAUGGAGGACGAUCUGCGGCUCUGCACCGUGCGUCUGCUGAUCGAUUCCGAUCGACGCUUCUGCUUCGAAGUAAUCUCACCGACCAAAUCACACAUACUGCAGGCGGAUUCGGAAGCGAUGAUGAUGGCGUGGAUAAAAGCGCUACAGAAGGGUAUCGAUUCAGCUAUCCAGCACAGUGCCUAUAGCAGUGACAUCCGCUGCUUGGCGAGCGGGGUUGUUGGUGGUGGAGAAGGCACUUCCGGCGUGGGUAGACGGGGUCCGGGUGGAGGUAGCUCCGCUGGUGGAGGUGUAGGUGAUGGUGGCCGGGCGGGCGAUCCAUGGAUCGAUGCGGGCAGUAGUGGCAAUGAGCGCAGCGGUCCAAGCCGUGCCUCGGACGGUGCUCGAAAGGGUUACAAAAAGAUCAACUGGACGCAGAUGCUAAAGAUUCCGGGCAAUUCGCGUUGUGCCGACUGUGGCAAUACCGAUCCGCGCUGGGCAUCCAUCAACCUGGGCAUUACGCUGUGCAUCGCGUGCUCGGGUGUGCACCGCAGUCUCGGCGUACACUACAGCAAGGUGCGCUCGCUGACGCUGGACGCGUGGGAACCGGAGAUACUGCGCGUCAUGAUCGAGCUGGGCAACGAUGUAAUUAACCGCGUGUACGAGGGCAACAAGACCCGGCUGGCACGAUUCGACCGCGCGACGGAUAAUUGCGAAAUUGCGGUGCGCGAAGCCUGGAUCCGGGCCAAGUACAUCGACCGGCAGUUUGUGGUGCCGCUGGGUGGCGCUGCCGGUACCGGGCCGGACGAUAGCAGCACCUCAUCGUCGAUGCUGUCGUUCAAGAGUCUCGGUGCGGACAGUUCCAAGUUUCCGGAGAAGUGGAGCAUCAAGAAGCUGCGCCGGCGCAGCUAUCGGCAGUUUCUGCGGCGCAAAAAUUGGGAACGGGCUCAUCCGGAAACACGCCCCUAUGUGCAGAUUACCGAUCUCGACGACGAUGGGGAGGACGAGCACGAGAAGGAGGAGGAGGAGGAGGAGGAGGAGGAAGACUAUGACGAGGAGCGUGGGGCGGAGAGCAGCCGCACGCAGCAGCACGGUUGCCCAGAUGCGGACGAGAAGGAUGUGCUGGCGCGCGUACCGAAACAGUUCGCCGAUAUACUGCUGAUCGGCGACAAUCUGCUGACGGACGAUCAUAACCUGCUGGACGAGGAUUUGCUGCUGCUCAACUCGGACCACGAGUCGACGAGCGGCGAGGAGGAUAACGCCAUCAUGGCGUGCGAAGAGCUCGAGCGGCUGUCGCCGAACUAUUUGCUGUACAAGGCGGCCAGCGGUCACAAUCUGCCGGUGAUGAGCCAAGCGCUCGCACUCGGCGCCGACAAGUGCUGGGCGAAUCCGCACGACGCCGACAGCACACCGCUGCACGCCGCCGUCCUGUCCGGGUCGGUAAUGUCGUGCGAGUUUCUGCUGCUGAACGGUGCCCCGAUCAACGCAACGGACCGGUACGGGCGUACCGCGCUGCAUUUGGCCGCCGAGCAGGGUUCCGCCGCGCAGGCGUACCUGCUGCUGAAGCACAAGGCACGGUACGAUAUCGUGGACGUGCACGGCCGGCAGCCGAUCGACAUUGCGGUGGAGAAUGAGGACGCGGACAUAGUGACGCUGUUGCGAUUAACGCAACUGAACGAUGAGAUCGGUUCCGGCGAGGACGGGGAAAGCUAUUCCGGGGACGAUUCGACCUAUCUGGCGGUGAUGAACGAGUUCUCUGACUUGGCGAGCAAUCAGCCCCAGCGGCUGCAGCGCUACCGUCAGCAGCAGCAACAACGACAGGCGCUACCGGUCACCGAAUAUACGCACCCGAUCGUGACCGAUUUGGACGCACCAGACACGGACGGCACGGUGGUUGAUAGGAGUGUGACGAGCGAUCGGUCAGCGUAGUGGGAACGCAGUUUUCCUCUUCAUACACACACGCGCGCGCGCGCGGAAACACGCACGAAUCUCUACCGAAGUCGUCGGAGCAAAUCUAUUACGCCCUACUAAACGCAAACAGAUACACCGAAGACGACACGCAAACAAGCAACAAGCUUUACAUGUUUCUUUUUUUUUUUUUACAAAACAGAGGUGGGCCAAGUUGGACCUGGUCGUAACUAAUUCCAUUUAUAUUAGAGAGAAGGAGGGCAAAUUAUCUUUUACCUGUUAGGGAUACGUUGGCAGACCUGUUCAGAGGUAGUAGUUAGAAAAUUUGGUGUCCGAAGAGGGCGAUUCAAUUGCUGCCGUAUUUGCUCCCCUUACUCUAAGGGUUCUGUGUGUCUGUAUUAGUUUUCGCAUUCCCGCCGAACGCUGUUAGUAUUGCAUUUGUCCCUCCAUCUAUCGGUUGGAAAAUUUCCAUCUCAAUGAGCAAGAAUCUGUAAGGGGAUAGUUGGUUCGUUUGUGUGUGUGUGUGUGUGUGCAGGAGGAGAAGGAUAUUUAAUAGUAUUAGGUUUCAUAUACUGUAUUGUAUUGUUUGCACUUAACACAUAAUCCGUUUAAUUUGCACAAUCAUCGCUCACGGACAACCUACGGGACCACAUAUGCUAGGGUAAUAUCGGACCGGAUGGAUUGUGCAGAGCAGAUGUAAACCGACUAACUCAAUCCAAGUGUCCUUUAAGUACACGCCUUAAUGCCGCCACUCGCGCUACUGUUACGUUCCCGUUGUUAUUACCCGCCUUCUUCCUCUUCUUCUUCUUCUUCUUUUUUCGAGGAAGGCGGUUUAUUUUCCUGCUAGGUUAUAUACACAUACAUACUAGAAAUUAGCUCCUAUUUACCUCAUUUCGGCUACUAUCCGCCCUUCAACUGUAAGCAAAAACCCACCCCAACGGUAAACGCGGUAAACAGCGGCGUGGCCACACACCACAGCCUUAAAUCUUCGAAAUCUCGAGUUGUUAAAACGAUUACAAACGGACAGAUGUUAUACUAAUCUUGCACCAAAAACUAUACGUGAAAUAAAAAGUGACCAAAAAACAAACUGGAAACUGCGAAA